Messenger RNA from Arabis nemorensis, 1323 nucleotides. The record is from the annotation of a GenBank genome assembly. NCBI's taxonomy places the organism in Eukaryota, Viridiplantae, Streptophyta, Magnoliopsida, Brassicales, Brassicaceae.
AUGGAUGAUGAUGAAUAUGCCAAGCUCAUCAGGAGAAUGAAUCCCCCCAGAGUUGUCAUAGACAACAGCGCUAGCGAGGAUGCCACUGUUAUUCAGGUUGAUAGCGUCAACAAACAUGGGACUCUUUUGGAAGUAGUGCAAGUGCUCACUGAUAUGAAUCUUGUCAUCAAGAAAGCUUACAUCUCGUCUGAUGGAGGUUGGUUCAUGGACGUUUUCAAAGUGAUCGACCAAGAUGGGAACAAGAUCAGAGACUCACAAGUCCUUGACUAUAUCCAAAGGAGGAUUGAGAGCAACGCUGGCUGGUUUAUUCCACCUUUAAGAAGCUCAGUUGGUGUAAUGCCCUCUGACGAAUACACAACCAUUGAGCUCGCUGGAACAGACAGACCCGGUCUCUUGUCCGAGGUAUCUGCUGUUCUCACAGACCUUCACUGCAACGUUGUCAACGCUGAGAUAUGGACUCACAACACCAGAGCUGCAGCGGUCAUCCAUGUCACGGACAAUUCAACUAAUUCAGCCAUCACAGACCCUAUUCGCCUUUCCACCAUCAAGGAGCUGCUGUGCAAUGUUGUUAGGACAAACAGCGGUUCAAGAGCCGCGAAGACGGUCUUUUCUUGUUCUGAAACACACAGGGAGAGACGGUUGCAUCAGAUCAUGUUUGAUGAUAGGGACUACGAGGGAGGCAAAAGAGCAAGGACACCGGCGUCCAGGCCCAGUGUCACGCUAACUAACAUUGAGNAGGAUUAUACUGUUGUGACAAUGAGGUCCAAAGACAGGCCAAAGCUUGUGUUUGACGUAGUCUGUACUUUGACAGAUAUGCAGUAUGUGGUGUUCCAUGGCAUGGUCAGCACAGAACCAAUGGAGGCUUAUCAGGAGUUUUACAUCCGUCAUGUGGAUGGACUUCCCAUAAAUUCAGAAGCGGAGCAAGAACGUGUCAUACAAUGUCUUGAAGCAGCCAUUGAGAGAAGAGCAUCUGAGGGUUUAGAGCUGGAAUUAUCAGCAGAGGACCGAGUUGGUCUCCUCUCAGACAUAACCAGAACAUUCCGAGAGAACAGCUUAACGAUUGUGAGGGCAGAGAUUUCAACACGAGAGGGUAAGGCCAAAGACAGGUUCUAUGUUACAGACGUGACAGGAAACGCUGUUGAGUCAAAAAUCGUGGAGUCCAUCAGACAACAGAUAGGAGUGAGCAAGCUGAAGGUGAAGAACAAGGAGGAAUGCUCUGUUCUUGGUACAAGCAGGGCUUCGGAGGAAACAACGAUGGGGUAUUUGCUGAACAACAUCUUCAAAGCCAAGCCUCUUCAGAACUUGAAGCUUCAUUUAUAUUAG